Molecule: messenger RNA, 2993 nt
Organism: Cimex lectularius (bed bug)
Lineage: Eukaryota; Metazoa; Arthropoda; Insecta; Hemiptera; Cimicidae
Gene: TM9SF2
Product: transmembrane 9 superfamily member 2
Exons: 15
Coding region: 288-2267 (659 amino acids)
Biological process (GO): protein localization to membrane
Cellular component (GO): membrane
Source: RefSeq, a predicted model, not a curated record
UUGAUGUUCAGCUGUGCGAGAGCGACCGACCCCACUCACUCGCUGUUCCGUCACCGUGCAUACCUCGAGACGUCUCUCCUUCGCCCCUUCGUCCCGGCCGCCUUUGUCUCUCCAUCGGAAAAAGUGAAACUAUGCCAUUUUCUCCGUAGGCCGGAUUUGUGGAAUCGUGGAAAAAGUGGAAACGCGGCCCGAUUGGUCGAAUCCCCGCCAGCCAUUUUUGUCGUGCGUCGUGUCUCGUCGGUGGGCGAAAUCGGUUGUCGUAUGUCAGCGGGACACCUCGUCGAAAGAUGACUCCGAGUGGUGUGUCCGCCUUCUUGCUUUGCUUCCUCUGCUUGGCCGGUUUGAGGCGAUCCCACGGCUUUUACCUCCCCGGCCUCGCGCCUGUCAACUACUGUAAACAAGGCUUCUUGCCCUCAUGCAAGACUGAAGUUGACCUUUUUGUAAACAGGCUUAACACAGACGAGUCAAUUAUUCCAUAUGAAUAUCAUCAUUUUGAUUUUUGUCUUUCCGAUGAAACAAAAUCUCCCACAGAAAAUCUUGGACAGGUCGUCUUCGGGGAGAGGAUUCGACCUUCUCCAUAUAAGAUGAGUUUUCUCAAGAAUGCGAGUUGUGUCCCUGUCUGUACCAAGGAAUACAACACUGAUAAACCUGAGGACAUCAAAAAAUUGUCUCUUCUACAAAAAGGCAUGAGCCUUAAUUAUCAACAUCAUUGGAUUGUCGAUAACAUGCCUGUAACGUGGUGUUAUAUGCUAGACGAUGGAAGGCAAUGUUGCGUCCCUGGUUUCCCAAUGGGAUGUUAUAUUGGCGAGCAGAAAAAACCAGAAGAUAUUUGUAACCUGAGUACGAUGUACAAUAAACUGCACACUUAUUAUAUAUUUAAUCAUGUGGAUAUACAAAUAACGUACCACAGUGGAGAAUCUGAAGAUUGGGGGAACAAUUAUGGCAAAGACAGUGGACGGAUUGUCGCUGUCAAAGCAACUCCUAGGAGUGUCAAAUAUGACAAUAAUAAUGAUUGCUUCUCGAAAGAACCGCUAGGGAUACCAGCAAACAUACCCAGAGGGAAAACGUUUCAAAUUAAAUACACGUACAGCGUGACUUUUGUGAGGAACGACACUGUGAAAUGGUCGUCGAGGUGGGACUACAUACUAGAAUCGAUGCAACAUACUAAUAUUCAUUGGUUCUCAAUAUUGAAUUCCCUCGUCAUCGUCCUUUUCCUUUCUGGAAUGGUGGCCAUGAUUCUGUUAAGGACGCUUCAUAAAGACAUCGCUCGAUACAAUCAGAUCGAUUCUGGAGAAGAUGUCCAGGAAGAAUUCGGUUGGAAACUCGUCCAUGGCGAUGUAUUUCGCCCUCCACGAAAAGGAAUGUUACUUUCGGUAUUUCUCGGCUCUGGGCUUCAAAUCUUUUUCAUGACACUUGUAACAUUGGCUUUUGCCUGUCUCGGAUUUCUAUCUCCGGCCAACCGAGGAGCCCUUAUGACAUGUGCUAUGAUCGUAUAUGUCUGUUUGGGUACAAUUGCUGGCUACACAUCUGCAAGAAUAUACAAAAGCUUUGGUGGAGAAAAAUGGAAAUCGAACGUAUUGCUCACAUCGAUGCUGUGCCCAGGGGUUGUGUUUUGUUUAUUUUUUGUGAUGAACCUUGUACUAUGGGCGAAAGAAAGCUCAGCUGCCGUCCCAUUUUCAACCCUCGUCGCACUUCUUUCUCUCUGGUUUUUGGUGUCUGUGCCAUUAACCUUUAUUGGCUCUGUGUUUGGAUUCAGAAAGAGGCCGAUUGAACAUCCUGUGCGAACUAAUCAAAUACCGAGACAAAUUCCAGAUCAGAGUCUGUACACACAACCCUUGCCAGGCAUAGUUAUGGGUGGCGUAUUGCCAUUCGGUUGCAUAUUCAUCCAGUUAUUUUUUAUCCUCAAUUCUCUUUGGUCCAACCAGAUGUACUACAUGUUUGGCUUUUUGUUUUUGGUAUUUUUGAUUUUGGUCAUUACCUGUUCCGAGACCACUAUUCUCUUGUGUUAUUUCCAUUUGUGCGCUGAAGAUUAUCAUUGGUGGUGGAGAAGUUUCCUGACAAGUGGUUUCACUGCUAUGUACUUGUUUGUAUAUUGCAUCCAUUAUUUUGUCACAAAAUUAAAUAUCGAAGAUAACGCAUCAACGUUCUUAUAUUUUGGUUACACUCUCCUUAUGGUAUUUUUAUUCUUCCUUUUAACGGGUACAAUUGGAUUUUUCGCUUGUUUCUGGUUUGUCAGGAAAAUAUAUAGUGUUGUAAAGGUCGACUGAAGGAGAAAACCGCCGUUGUAUCAUGAUAUCCAAAAUGUUUAGCUAAACUUUCAAGUACAGUGACCAAAAAGAGAUAAUCUUGUUAGUUUUAUCGAUACUCUUUUUUCCCUUUAUAAGAAAGUUCCAAAAAUGUAUAUAAUAAUUUUUCUAGGGCGUUGUCCACAUUAAAAUAAAUAAGUAAUGUAUCAACAUUAAAAUAUCAUGAUUUUUUUUGUGUUUUUUCCAACACAAUUGUUUUUCAAUCAAAACAAUUUUAGUGUUUGUGCUGUUUUAUUCGUGAUAUCACAAGAGAAAAUUGUAUAUAUUUAAUUUAAUAACAAUUAUCGCUUCUGGACUUUAAUACAUAUUAUUUUUAUUUAGAAAAUCACUGUCAAAUGAAAUUGUAUAACGUGGUACCAUUACAUUUCCAUUGUGUGGACAUAACGAACAAACAAGAGAAAGUAGCCUGAGAUUUAUAAAAUUAUAAUCCUUGUCAACUUGUAAAUUAUUGUCUGCCAUUUAAUUUUAAAUGGUAUGAUAAAAUAUCAGCAUUUAAAAUUUUUUUUACCACUUUUAAUACUUCAUUAUUAAUUCAACAAAAGCCUGCAUUAGUAAAAGAAGAAAGUAAUAGUUUAUUUGAUAUUAAUUGUUUCUUUAAUUUAUUAUGUACAUUUGUAUUUUUUAUGUUUCACACAUUGAUUUUGGAUGUAAAUAUAUGAACUGUACACUGUACUUUUUUUAUUAUAA